Molecule: messenger RNA, 1020 nt
Organism: Saitoella complicata NRRL Y-17804
Lineage: Eukaryota; Fungi; Ascomycota; Saitoellomycetes; Saitoellales; Saitoellaceae
Product: UDP-glucose 4-epimerase
Exons: 1
Coding region: 72-980 (302 amino acids)
Source: RefSeq, a predicted model, not a curated record
UAUCAUCGUCGACCUCGACCUCGACCUUCAUCGCCAACUCCAAUUGAUCCGUUCCUUCUAAGUUCACCACCAUGGCACGCAUCGUCUUCACCGGCGGCUCAGGAAAAGCGGGCCGCCACUGUAUCCCCUACCUCCUUGCCCAAGGCCACAAAGUUCUCAACCUCGACCUUGUCCCCCUCCCAACCCCCGACGGCACCGGUCUAUCCCAAGAUGUCUACACCCUAAAAACCGACCUCACAGAUUCCGGACAAGUCUUCAAUGCCCUCUCCUCUCACUUCAACAUGGCCGGCUACGAAGGGGAAAGAGUAGAGAAAGUCGACGCCGUGAUCCACUUUGCAGCAUACGCCCGCAAUAUGCUCGUCCCGGACAACGAAUGCUUCCGCGGAAACGUACUAAGCACGUACAACAUCAUCGAGGCUGCCGCCAAACUGGGAAUCCCCAAGGUUAUCAUCGCAUCAUCCGAAACCACUUACGGCGUCUGCUUUACCCAAGGCGAUAGCGACUACCACGAAUUCCCACUCGAGGAAGAUUACGAUGUCGAUCCCGAAGAUACUUAUGCGUUGUCGAAAUUGUGUGGUGAGAAGACGGCGAGGACGUUUGCGCGGCGGUUUGGGAUUGAUAUUUAUGCCCUUCGGAUCGGGAACGUGGUUGAACCACAUGAGUAUGCUACCCUCUUUCCCUCGUUUUUGGACAAACCCGAAACGAGGAAGAGGAAUGCGUGGUCAUAUAUCGAUGCACGGGACCUAGGUCAAAUCUGCGAUCUUUGUUUGAAGAAAGACGGACUCGGUUUCCAGGUUUUCAACGCAACAAAUGAUACGAUCACAACACGGAUUCCGACGGCGGAGUAUUUGAAAAAGGAAUGCCCAAACACCCCCAUCACACGGGAAAUGGACGAGUGGGAGGCACCCCUGUCCAAUCGUAAGAUCCGAGACGUCCUGGGAUUCAAGGAGGAACAUAACUGGAGGAAAUACGUCCAGUAACGGCUACGCAGAUGUAGAAUAUACCCAUCAUUCCAUCUCC